CUUAUAUAUCGGAUUAUAAGCUGUUGUAAACGCACCGCAAAACCCCAAAACCUUAACCGCCAUUCGGUUUUCAUUUAACAAACAGUAACGCAAACCAGCUUUCCCUCUUUGGGUUCUUGACAAGGAAAAACGUUGUGGUUUUCUCCCUCCUCACAUUGCCCGUCAAUUGCUACUCUCCGGCGACUAGCAAAACAUGUCUGGGAGCACAGGAGUUGGCAAUGUCCCUCGCCAGCAGCAGACCUCGGGAGGGAGGCGAGGGGGAGGUCGUGGGAGGAAGGGAGGUCGUAGGUCACGUGAAGUGUUUAGGGCUUCUGAAUCCCAGCACCCUCAGAAGAAGGACGCCAGCGACGAUCAGCAAGACCUGAAAUCACCUCCUCCCGCUUGUACGGACUUCGACGUGGCCUACUUUGAGGCUUACGCCCACAUUGGUAUCCACGAAGAAAUGAUCAAGGAUCAUGUUCGAACUGAAGCUUACCGGGAUGCAGUCAUGCAACACCAGAGUUUUAUUCAGGGGAAGGUUGUAGUUGAUGUUGGAUGUGGCACAGGCAUUCUUUCGAUAUUUUGUGCUCAAGCUGGUGCAAAACGGGUUUAUGCAGUGGAUGCCAGUGCUAUUGCAGUGCAGCAGGCCAAAGAAGUGGUGAAAGCAAAUAAUUUAGCUGAAACGGUCAUUGUAUUGCACGGGCGAGUUGAGGAUGUUGAAAUUGAUGAACAGGUUGAUGUAAUAAUUUCAGAGUGGAUGGGCUACACGCUGCUCUAUGAGAGCAUGCUGGGAAGUGUUAUUACUGCUAGAGAUCGAUGGCUAAAACAUGGAGGCCUUAUUCUUCCUUGCACUGCAACGUUAUACCUGGCACCCAUCACACAUCCUGACAGAUACAAUGACAGCAUUGAUUUUUGGCGCAAUGUCUAUGGAAUUGAUAUGUCUGCAAUGCUGCCGGUAGCAAAACAGUGUGCGUUUGAAGAGCCAUGUGUGGAGACAAUAACGGGGGAAAAUGUUUUGACAUGGCCACAUGUGGUUAAGCAUGUGGACUGUUACACUAUCCAACUCAAUGAGUUAGAAUCUAUAUCAACAAGAUAUAAGUUCCAGUCAAUGAUGCGAGCUCCACUACAUGGAUUUGCGUUUUGGUUUGAUGUUGAAUUCAGUGGGCCAGCAAAUUCUUCUAUAAUCACUCCAAGUCAAUCCCCACUCAUUGGCAUAUCAGAUGAUGAUCCUGUUGAUGAUAUCCCAACUAAGAAACGCACCAAUCUCAACGAACCACUUGUACUCUCAACAGCACCAGAGGAUCCUCCAACACAUUGGCAACAGACAUUGAUAUACUUGUAUGACCCCAUAGAGGUGGAGCAGGAUCAAAUUAUUGAAGGCUCUGUAACACUAUCUCAAAGCAAAGAAAAUCGUCGAUUUAUGAAUAUCCAUCUUCAGUAUUCUUCGGGUGGCAGAUCCUUUGUGAAAGAGUCGGUAUUUCGAUGAUCCGUUCGAGGUAUUACUACUUUUUACUGAAGACUUGCACAGACAGUGAUUUGACUAACAUUGACCAUACAAAGCUGCACAAAGAUGAAGCUAUUUGUUUUACCUUGGCCAACAAACUGGAAGUUAUGAAAAUUUGACAUUACCUUUGCUGAUGCAGCAAAGAUUAUUGUUUGAAACACCCAUGAGAUGAGAUACUAGUGUAGCAAUAUUUUGUAGACUAGUUGAAAAUUCCUUGUCCUUAUGGAACUAGUAGUAAAUUCAGCAUUUAUCCCGGACCCGUUGUUUAAUUCAA
Molecule: messenger RNA, 1757 nt
Organism: Gossypium arboreum
Lineage: Eukaryota; Viridiplantae; Streptophyta; Magnoliopsida; Malvales; Malvaceae
Product: probable protein arginine N-methyltransferase 6
Exons: 13
Coding region: 194-1465 (423 amino acids)
Biological process (GO): peptidyl-arginine methylation
Molecular function (GO): protein-arginine N-methyltransferase activity
Source: RefSeq, a predicted model, not a curated record